Molecule: messenger RNA, 1555 nt
Organism: Vidua chalybeata
Lineage: Eukaryota; Metazoa; Chordata; Aves; Passeriformes; Viduidae
Gene: SHOX2
Product: short stature homeobox 2
Exons: 5
Coding region: 373-1242 (289 amino acids)
Biological process (GO): regulation of transcription by RNA polymerase II
Cellular component (GO): nucleus
Molecular function (GO): sequence-specific double-stranded DNA binding; DNA-binding transcription factor activity, RNA polymerase II-specific
Source: RefSeq, a predicted model, not a curated record
GCCGCGCUCGCCCGGGACCUCGCGCACGGUCCCGCGCCUAAUUAAAUUAAUUAGGGCGCAGCGCGCGGCGGGCGGGCGGUGCCGUGGCCGCAGUGCCCCGCGGCGGGCGGGCGACCGGCGAGGACGGGAGGAAGGAAGGGAGGAAGGAAGGGGUCCAUUCAGAGCUCCGAGGGGAGGUAAUUCGCCGGGAACGAGGGGCCGGCUUUGCAAAGUAUAAAUAGUGCCACUUCAAUCGCGGCGUCGCUAUCAGACCCCGGGAGCCCUGCACGUCGGGCGGCACGGCCCGGCCCGGCUCGGCACGGCCCGGGGCGCCGCCGCCUCCCCGCCCCGUGGAUGCCCGCCCGGGGAGCCGGGGCAGCGCGCCCCUGAGCCAUGGAGGAGCUGACGGCGUUUGUCUCCAAGUCGUUUGAUCCCAAAGCCAAGGAGAAGAAGGAGCUCAUCACCUACCGCGAGGUGCUGGAGAGCGGGCCCCUGCGCGGCGGCGGCCCGCGGGAGCCCGGCGGGGCGGCGGCGGAGCCGGGCCGGGAGGACACGGGCAGCCCCGCGGCGCGGCCGGCCGGGCGCUCCCCGCCGCGGGAGCCCGACGCCGCCGCCGAGAGAGCGGCCGAGGCGGCCACCCCCAAGCUCAGCGACGUGUCCCCAGAGCUGAAGGAGCGCAAGGAGGAUGCGAAAGCGAUGGAAGACGAAGGGCAGACGAAAAUCAAGCAGAGGAGGAGCCGGACGAAUUUCACCCUGGAGCAGCUGAACGAGCUGGAAAGGCUUUUCGACGAGACCCACUACCCGGACGCGUUCAUGCGGGAGGAGCUGAGCCAGCGGCUGGGGCUCUCCGAGGCCAGGGUGCAGGUUUGGUUCCAGAACCGCCGGGCCAAGUGCCGCAAGCAGGAGAACCAGCUGCACAAAGGGGUGCUGAUCGGGGCCGCCACGCAGUUCGAGGCCUGCCGGGUGGCUCCCUACGUGAACGUGGGCGCGCUGAGGAUGCCCUUCCAGCAGGUGCAGGCGCAGCUGCAGCUGGACAGCGCCGUGGCCCACGCUCACCAUCACCUGCACCCGCACCUGGCCCACGCCCCCUACAUGAUGUUCCCCGCGCCCCCCUUCGGGCUCCCGCUGGCCACCCUGGCCGAGUCCGCCUCCGCCGCCUCCGUGGUGGCCGCCGCCGCCGCCGCCAAGACCACCAGCAAGAAUUCCAGCAUCGCCGACCUCCGCCUGAAGGCCAAGAAACACGCCGCCGCCCUGGGGCUGUGACCGCGCUGCUGCUGCUUUAUUUUUUUUUUUUUUUUCUCUUUCCAAAAAAAAAAAAAAAAAGGGGGAAAAAAAAGGAAAAAAAAGAGUUAAAAAAGAGUUAAAAAAGGAAAAAGGAAAGAAACGAGGGAGAGGAGAAACGGACGGGAGAUAUAUACUUAUUUAAGGAAUUAGAGGACGCGCAGCUGGGAAGUUCACAGGUUUUGAAACUGACCUUUUUCUGCGAAGUUCACUUUAAUACAAGAAAUUUGAUAAGAGAGGCGGGCCUCCUUUCACGUUGCAUCAGGUACUUGAGUUUAACAACCACGUCUGGAAU